Messenger RNA from Chinchilla lanigera (long-tailed chinchilla), 1003 nucleotides. Its product is annotated as upstream-binding factor 1-like protein 1. The record is from RefSeq and is a predicted model, not a curated record. NCBI's taxonomy places the organism in Eukaryota, Metazoa, Chordata, Mammalia, Rodentia, Chinchillidae.
AAGAGACAUCCAGACUUCCCCAAAAGGCCCUUGACUCCUUACAUCCGAUUUUACAAGGAGCAGAGGGUCAGUUACUCCCAAAUGCAUCUUGGGAUAAGCAAUCAGGAGCUGACCAAGCACCUAGCUGAGAAAUACAGGCAGCUCCCACAGGAGGAAAAGCAGAAAUACGCUGAGGAGUACCGGAAGGAGAAACAGGAGUUUGAAGAGAAGCUGGCUCAGUUCAAGAGAAACCACCCUGGCCUGGUCCAGAACUCCAGAAAGGCCGGUGGUUCCAAGAGGCGCCAAACCAAAGCCCCAAAGAAGGUACAAGGAAACGUGGAAAGGGCGAGGUCUCCGCGCGGGACGGAGGCAUUUGGCGAGAAUGUGACAUUGCGUGAAGAGCCCAAGAAGCCCCCCAUGACUGGAUAUCACAAGUUCCACGAAGACUGGUGGUCAAGCGAGGAGCUAAAGCAUCUGCCCCCGAGGGAGCGCUGGGUGGAGAUGAGCAGGCGCUGGCACCUUGUGCCUCCGGUCUUGAAAGAACAUUAUUCGAGGCAGGCCGAGGGGCUACAGAAACAGUACUGGGUGGAUCUGGAUCUCUGGCUCCAGAGCCUGUCGCCUCAGGAGUACGCUGCCUACAGAAAGAGAAGCUACGGCAAAGGGAAGAUCGUGACCACGGCAGGAGACCCAAACCCCAGGUUCGCAAAAGCAGACAGGCUGCCCUCACCAGCCAGGCGUCUGCCGGAAGCACCGCGGGGAGGAGAAGGCGCACAAGGCUGGAAGGAUGGCUCCCUCGGAGAAGGCGCCCAGCAGCCACCAUCACCAGCAGGGCUCAUCACCGCAGCGAAGGGAAUCCCGGAGGAGGAGGCAGGAGGCAGCUCCUGGGACUCCAGCAGUGGGGAUGAGCGUGACGAUGGGGGCUCGUCCUCCUCAGGGGAGUCCUCAGCCAUGGACGUCAUCUGAGCCCGGCUCGCACCCGACAUUGUUAGCGACAACCCCCACCCCACCCCCUCCAAGGCCGGGA